Fusarium sp. VM40 is the source of this 1866-nucleotide messenger RNA. The record is from the annotation of a GenBank genome assembly. NCBI's taxonomy places the organism in Eukaryota, Fungi, Ascomycota, Sordariomycetes, Hypocreales, Nectriaceae.
AUGAGUCCUUCCUCCCGUGAGGCUGGCGAGCACUUCCCUCUGCCCUAUCAGGACUCCACCCUGCCAAUACCACACAGAGUGGAUGAUCUCAUCGACCGCAUGACACUGCAAGAAAAGUCGGGUCUUUUGUUCCAUGGAAUGAUUAUACCAGGACCAGACGGAAGCUUAUCCAGUGACCAUGCCGAAUUCUCAAUCCCUGGCACCCAAGACUUGAUCGUGCAAAAGCUGCUGAAUCACUGCAACCUUGUUGGUCCCGUUACAGACGUCCGACAGACUGCUGAGUGGUACAAUAGGGUCCAGGGUCUGGCGAUCGAAAAAACCAGAUUGGGGAUACCCAUUACUCUCUCAACGGACCCACGCAACCAUUAUGCAGGGGCUGUUGGAUCGAGUUCUCGCGCAGGUUCUCUCAGUCAAUGGCCCGAACCUCUUGGAUUGGCUGCGUUAAGAGAUGUAGCUCUUGUCGAACGAUUCGCCGACAUUGUUCGACAGGAGUAUCUUGCUCUCGGUAUACGGCUAGCUUUGGGCCCACAGGCCGACCUAGCAACAGAAUAUCGAUGGGCACGGCUCAAUGGUACAUUUGGAGAGAGUGCAGAGCUAUCUAGCGAGUUAACAAAGGCAUACAUCAAUGGCCUCCAAGCUCCGCGCCUGUCCGGUGGUGUUGGAAAGCUGGGCCCACAUAGUGUCAGCACCAUGACCAAGCAUUUUCCGGGUGCUGGUCCGGAGAAAGACGGCGAGGACUCCCACUUUACCUAUGGCAAAGAUCAGAUCUAUCCAGGUGACAACCUAGACUACCACUUGGAACCAUUCCGGCAGGCAAUUGAGGCCGGGACACGGCAAAUGAUGCCCUACUACAGCAAACCCGUCGGACUGAAGGAUCCACGACUGUCAGAAGAGGUCGGCUUUGGGUUUCACAAGGGAGUUGUCACAUCUCUACUCAAGAAAGAUCUAGGAUUCCAAGGCAUUGUUUGCUCCGAUUGGGGCUUGGUAACAGAUGCCAGGAUCUGUGGAGAGCUUUUGCCAGCUCGUGCGUGGGGUGUUGAACACUUGAGUGCACUUGAGAGAGUGGUAAAGAUUAUCGAUGCAGGUUGUGAUCAGCUUGGGGGCGAAUGGCUGCCUGAGCUUGUAGUUGAAGCAGUUGAAAAGGGUCUUGUCUCGGAGACUGGAAUCGACAUAUCGGCGAGAAAGCUUUUGACAGAAAAGUUCGAGUUGGGUCUGUUUGACUCUCCUUAUAUCGACCCUGAUGAAGCUGUCAAGACUGUAGGUCGGCCGGAUUUCAUCACUCAAGGCGAGUUAGCUCAGCGCGCAAGCGUCACGCUGCUUAGCAACAAGGAGCAGAUCCUGCCCCUUGAUGCUUCGGCUUUGAAGGGACAAAAGAUUUACAUUGAAGGAAUCGACGCUGGGCUGCUUAGAAACAAGCACGGCUUGACAGUGACUGAAGACAUUGGCGAGGCAGAUAUCGCCAUCCUACGACUGCAGGGCCCAUUUGAGCCGAGGCUUAAGGGAUUUGAGGCUCAGUAUCGCGCAGGGAGUCUUGAAUACUCCAUCGCAGAGAAACAGCGUCAAGCUUCCAUCUUUGCCUCAGUGGCCGUCUCCAUCGUUGAUAUCUAUUUAGAUCGCCCAGCAGCCGUUCCUGAGCUGAUCGACCAGGCUUCUGCACUAACUGUCAGCUAUGGCAGCAGCGAUGAAGCCUUUCUGGACGUGAUAUUUUGUGUUGACGGAGCAAGCCCACAGGGAGCCUUGCCAUUUGAUCUCCCGUCAUCUAUGGCAGCAGUCGUCGCCUCUAGGGAGGAUGUUCCAUUUGACACUAAAGAUCCUACUUUUCGGUUCGGCCACGGUCUUCGGUAUGACGCCAAGGUAGCGGCAUGA